AUGUUGGCCUUACUUGAAGAUAAAUUGAAAGAGUUAGAAAGUGCUGGUAAAGGAAUAAAUUUGAAAGAUCCACAUUUAAGAGAAGUCAAAGAUUUUUUGCAAAAUGUUGCUGAUAAAGUUCGCCAGAAAAUUAAAACUGAAACAAACAAUCGUGCUAUUUCACUAUUGUGUGACAUUGUUACUAAACGAGGUCGCUCAAUUUUUGGUGUAAGCCUACAGUACAUCGUUGGUGGGAAGGUAACUAUUCGAUCCAUUGGCAUGAUAGAACUAAAGGACAGACACACUGGUGCCUAUCUUGCUGAAUUGACUACAAAACGAUUGAACGAUUUCGACAUUGAUCUCCCUCAAAUUAUCACAAUUACUACAGACAAUGGUAGUAAUGUGCUGAAAAUGAUACGAGAUAUUGAAACUCAUCUUCAAUGUGCCAUCGAUGACGCAAAGAGCGGGAAAGAACAGCUAGUUCAAACACCAGUAACAUCAAAUUUACAAAAUGAUUGCUUUGGAAACAGUGAAGCCAUAAUUGACAUACAAAUUGAAGCGGCUCUAGCCGAAGCAGAGGACGCAACCGACGACGAACUACUGAAAAUAUUAUUCAAUGAAACAGAUGAGCCAAGUGAUGCGACACUAAAUAGUAAACAAACACUUUUAUCGGCGAUUUCAUCAAGCCUAACAUCAAACCAUAGCAUGGAUGUUAUGUGGGAUAUUACUGGUGUUAAUUGCGGCGCCCAUACUUUGCAAUUGAUGACAAAUGAUGGAAUAAAAAUAAUGAAACUCUCGCAUAGAAAUGUGAUUGAUUUGACUCAUCGCGUUGCUUUAUUUCUUCGAAAGAGUACAACAAUAUACGAGAUGCACCAGAAAGAAUACGCUUAUAAAAAGCCACGGAUUGAUGUUGAGACACGGUGGUGUUCAAAAUACAUUAUGAUGCGCGACGUGUAUGAAUGCAGAAAAAUAAUCGAUAUUCUCGCAAGACAAAACAAUAUAGAGAUCUGUAAACUGCUGCUUCAGAAAUGGGCGAUUUUAAAAGAAAUCAUUAUUAUUCUGCAAGUGCCAUAUAAGGCAACUGUUGCUCUUCAAAGUCAUAGCAUUUCACUAUCGGACUCGUAUGGAAUUUGGCUGAAACUGCAAAUUCAUCUCGAAAUUUUGGCCACGAAAAAAUUCAAAACAAGUUUAGCAAAGCACCUUCUGGACCAAUAUAAAAUGAGAAAAGCUGUAAUCUUCAAUAAUCCCGCAAUGAUGAGCGCAUUGUAUUUGGAUCCGCGAUUUCGAAUUGGCUCCGACUUAAACGUGAGCAUUGAUUUUAAUAAUGCCUGUCCAUUGGAUAUUUAUUUGUCUAGGAAUGACACUUCACAAAAUCUCUCAUUAAACACUUAUUUGGCGCAAAACGAAACUGUAGCAAAUGUGGUGAACAUGAAUCAAGAUAUUGAAAAUGCAAUUGACUCAUUUAAUCCACCGAAAAUGGCAUCGGAUGCAAGCAUACUCGACUAUUGGGAAUCACAACGGACCAGCAACGAACAGCUAUAUCAAUUGGCAAUAACAAUAUUCGCUAUUCCACCCACUGAAGUCAUGAUCGAAAGAGAUUUUUCACAUUUGGAAUUUAUUUUAAGUAAUCGUCGGUGUAGCUUAGGAGAAAAUAUACUUGAAGAUAUUCUUUUAAUUCAUUUGAAUCGUGACUUUUUUUACGAUAUCAAAAAGGGAAUGUUGACAAAUAUAAAAUAA
Contarinia nasturtii (swede midge) is the source of this 1716-nucleotide messenger RNA. RefSeq lists its product as uncharacterized. Gene Ontology annotation, molecular function: protein dimerization activity. The coding region runs from base 1 to 1716 and encodes 571 amino acids. The record is from RefSeq and is a predicted model, not a curated record. The transcript has 3 exons. Lineage: Eukaryota; Metazoa; Arthropoda; Insecta; Diptera; Cecidomyiidae.